Messenger RNA from Bombina bombina (fire-bellied toad), 1760 nucleotides. RefSeq names its product histidine triad nucleotide binding protein 3 (gene HINT3). NCBI's taxonomy places the organism in Eukaryota, Metazoa, Chordata, Amphibia, Anura, Bombinatoridae. The record is from RefSeq and is a predicted model, not a curated record. The coding region runs from base 148 to 612 and encodes 154 amino acids. The transcript has 5 exons. Gene Ontology annotation, molecular function: catalytic activity.
AGAUACACGCGGAAACUCCGCCCCGGGUGUCUGGGCUGCUGUAAGCAUGCUCUAAAGAUUUGACGCGCAGGGAAUUUAGGGACAUAAACAGCGUGCAUUGUUUACAGGCUGGUUAAGGGUGGACCCAUUAGCUAAACGGGGGUUACAAUGUCGGUAGAAGUCGAGGAGCAGAGUCCCGCAUAUGACAGCAAAUGCAUCUUCUGCAAGAUCGCUAAUAAUCAGGAGAGUGGUGCCGAGAUGCUGCACUGUGAUGAUGAUUUGGUAUGCUUUAAAGAUAUAAGACCUGGUGCUCCUCAUCAUUAUCUGGUAGUACCCAAGAAACACGUGGGGAACUGUAAAUCUCUUACAAGUGAGCAUCUACAACUAGUGAAAAGCAUGGUGGAUGUGGGAAAAAAUGUUCUGCGGAGCAACAAUGUUACAGAUUUGGAUGACAUAAGGUUGGGUUUUCAUUGGCCUCCCUUCUGCUCUAUAUCGCACUUACAUCUACAUGUUCUGGCUCCCGCCAGUCAGCUGGGAUUUCUCUCCAGAAUGAUUUAUAGGCUCAACUCCUAUUGGUUUAUAACGGCUGAUCAGCUGAUCGAACGACUUCAGUCAAGCAAUCCUACAAGCUAGUAGCCUGUACAAAGAUCUAUAAAAUCAUACCUGCUGCAAUACCAGUUAGUAAAUCAGAUGAGCCCUUAAUGAGUUCGCUGAAUGAUUGCAAUGUUGAUUGAUUACAAUUCAGAUUGUAAAGGCUGAAAAAUAAUUUGCAUGUAGUUUUUGGUUUUAGCUGAGAAGCUAUCAAGAUAUAGGUAAGAAAAUCUGUGUAUAAGGCAAAUCUCUCACAAAAUGGUAAAUAUUUUACCUUUAUAGAAUUUUUUUAUGUUUUUAUGUGUAACAUGCAAAUGUUAAAAUGUGUUCACGACAGAAUAUAAGAACAUUUCUGUUUGUGACAUAUGUCAAAAAAAUAUUAACUCAAGGUUCUACAAAUCCAGGAAGCCACAGCUUCUAGAAUUAUACUCCUGGCUUCCACUUAUUUAGAUUUUUCCUCUACCCAUAUACAGAAAGCAUUGCAUGACUUCUAAAUUAUAUACAGCUGCCGACUCCUCAAUCUUCUGUCUGAUAUUAGUUUGUCAAGCUAUGUAUUAAAGCAUAUUUCUAAUGUAAAGCAAUGAUUUUUAUUAUAACUGAACAUUGAAGUCUAAUACACUUGUUCCAUAGCUCUGUUUAACAAAUCUGGGAAUUUAAAUACAACUAAGCCUUAUGCGUCAUUUCUUCAAUCCUGCAUCAAUUGGUGCAAUUUUCUUGAAACUACUAAUUGAAAUUACUGUGAGCAUAUUUUUUUUUUUUGAAUAGUAGAAAAAGAUUAAUUUGUCUUUGUUUUUCUGAGCGCUCUCAGAAUGUUGAACUAAUACUUUAUCUCUAGCUACUUCUUUUUAAAAAGCCUAUCACUCUCGCUGUACUGAAAUGUAUUUACUAUUUGUUUUGCUGUUUAGUAGAAAAUAGUCGUAUACCUCAGCAAAAAAACAAUACAAUGUUUUUUUCUUUAUUUAUUUGGCAUUGAGAUGGAUUUAAAAAUACUGUCUUGCAUUUUAAUAUGUUCUUAACAUUACAUAGCAGACUUUUGUGUAUUUACUGUUCAUGUAAAUAUUUUUAUUUUAUAUUUAGAUCUAUGAUUAAACAUUAAUUUAUUGAAAUCAAAUUGUUGUCUUAUCCAUCUUAAAUGUACAGUAAUAUUUUGCUGUGUUGAAUAAAGAUACAAACAACAUGAAUGAAAAUAA